AUGUCCCUGCUCGCCUUCUCUUUUCCGCGCGAACUUGGACUCGCCCCGCUCGGGGCUGCCGGGCCUCAGCCUACGGGCUCGAGGAAUCCGCCGCGCUCAGCCUAGUCCCAGCGGCGGGUAGGAUGCGACCCCUAAACUGGGAAGCCAAGACGCUCUGCGAUUGGCCGGCUGCGGGAGUCGCGUGCUCGGAUUGGCUCCUGGCGCCGUCAAGAAAAGCAAUUUGAUUUGAGUAUUACUGACCAUGCAGCCUGCAAUUCAAGUGUGGUUUGGAGAAGACCUGCCUCUAAGCCCACGGAGCCCUCUGACCCCCAGGCAUGGGCCAGGUUUGGCUGAUGUUUGUCAGUAUGAUGAGUGGAUAGCUGUGAGGCACAAAGCCACCCUAUUGCCCAUGCAAGAAGAUCUGUCAAUCUGGUUAUCUGGUUUAUUAGGUAUUGAAGUUAAGGCAGAAAGAUUACUGGAAGAGCUUGAUAAUGGAGUGCUGUUAUGCCAACUGAUUGAUGUUCUUCAGAACAUGGUGAAGGCCUGCAGCUCUGAAGAACCAGAGAAUUUUUCAAUGAGAAAAGUGCCCUGUAAGAAAGAUGCUGCCUCUGGUUCGUUCUUUGCUAGAGACAAUACUGCGAACUUCCUUCACUGGUGUAGGCACAUUGGGGUUGAUGAGACGUACCUCUUUGAAUCUGAAGGUUUAGUUUUGCACAAAGAUCCAAGACAAGUGUAUCUUUGUCUUCUUGAAAUUGGUCGAAUUGUGUCAAGGUAUGGGGUUGAGCCACCAGUAUUAGUAAAACUUGAGAAAGAAAUUGAGUUAGAAGAGACCUUACUUAAUACUUCUGGGCCUGAAGAUUCCAUCAGCAUCCCCAAAUCGUGCUGUCAGCAUGAAGAGCUGCAUGAAGCUGUUACACACAUUGCUGAAGAUCCCCCUUGCAGUUGUUCUCAUCGGUUUUCUAUUGAAUACUUAUCUGAAGGACGGUACCGACUAGGAGAUAAAAUACUCUUUAUAAGAAUGCUUCAUGGAAAACAUGUCAUGGUCCGUGUUGGUGGAGGCUGGGAUACUCUUCAAGGAUUUUUGCUUAAAUAUGACCCCUGUCGAAUAUUACAGUUUGCUACACUAGAACAAAAAAUUCUAGCGUUUCAAAAAGGCGUUUCUAAUGAAAAUGUGCCCGAUUCACCUGCCAGAACACCCCAGCCUCCUGAAAUGAAUCCGAUGUCAGCAGUUAGCAUGAUUCAGAAAGAAAAAUCAAAACCAGGCACGCCAGUUGGUAUUCCAAGGAGCAGAGAAAAGCUGCCAGCACCUUCCCUGAAAGGAGGUCACCCGGGCUCCGUGUCAGUCCGUUCAAAAACGCCACAUCUCCCAGCAGCAUCUUCUCAUCUCAAACUCCAAUCUUCAAAAGGCACAGCAAAGAAGCCACAGGCUCCUUCCAACAAUGCAGCGUCUUCACUUGCUUCUUUAACUUUAGGAGGUAAAAGCACUUCUUCCCCAGCCUUACCAAGAACUGCACCUUGUGGAUCUGAGUCAUUGAGAAAAUGUAUCUCAUCACCCAACACUCCGAAGGCCAAGUUUACUUCAGCCCAGAAAUCAAGAAAUGUGCCCGAAUCUAUACUUUUGCCAAAUAAGUGUUCAGGGAAAACGCAGCUAAAGCAUCUGAAACACAGUCAUACAUCCUCCAGGGAUAAUGCAGUAUGUCACUCAGCUGCACAUUUGAAUUCAUCAUCAAAGUGUCCGAAGCUACCUAAACCUUCUCUUUCUGUCCAGUCCCCUGCAGAAAUGAUGAAACCCAGUUCCAAAACCGUAACUCCAGGUCUAGGAACACGGUCUCCGCCUUCAGACGGAGCCCUGCAAGCAGGGGCAGUGCCAGCACAGAAACUUAAGUCAGCCUUGAACUUAAACCAGCCACUUUCUGUAUCCUCAGUCACUCCUGCAGAAGCACAGGAAUCGAAAGAUAAGAAGGUAGUUUCAUUUGCCAAAAAGCAGCCUCAGAAGACAGGACCCGGCUCCUCCAAGUCCCCUGGUCGCACCCCGCUCUCCGUCGUGAGUCUUCCUCAGUCUUCUGCCAAAGCACACGCGGUGUCAAAGGCAGCGCAGACUGCCACCAGGGGCCCGCAUUCAGCCAGAGGGCCUCCCAAAGGUGGCAAAGCCCCAGCUCCCACCAGGAAACCACCCUCAUCUGUUAAGGAAGCAGUGAGUGGGGAUAAAAAGCCUACUGCAAAGAAAAAGGAAGAUGAUGAUCACUAUUUUGUCAUGACUGGAAGUAAGAAACCUAGGAAAUAAAUACAAAUGUGCCAUUUAAAAAAAAAACACACAGAAAAAGAAGAGAGUGAAUGUGUUAGCUUCACAAGUUAAAAGGUUCUGUCUGUGCUUGUCCAAAUUGGUUCAGACAUUAAGUACAGUAGCAUGGGGGUGCAGGUUGGGAUGGAGCUAGGGGUGGUGAGGAGAGGGCUCAUCAGAAUUCCAGAGCUGAGGUCUCCAUAUCUUGAGGCAGGCAGCUGUAAAAUUGCCACAAGGUUCAUAUGAAUAAUAGAAUCUUUGU
Messenger RNA from Myotis myotis, 2522 nucleotides. RefSeq names its product growth arrest specific 2 like 3 (gene GAS2L3). The record is from RefSeq and is a predicted model, not a curated record. NCBI's taxonomy places the organism in Eukaryota, Metazoa, Chordata, Mammalia, Chiroptera, Vespertilionidae. The transcript is spliced from 9 exons. Gene Ontology annotation, molecular function: actin filament binding; microtubule binding; cytoskeletal adaptor activity. Gene Ontology annotation, cellular component: actin filament. Gene Ontology annotation, biological process: actin crosslink formation. Bases 242 to 2263 code for a protein of 673 amino acids.